AAAGUUUAUAAGCAGGCUAAUGACAAAAGUUGAUGUCUGCGCUUCUUUAGUCAUACAUUGAAGGUUGCGGUGGGUACCUGAUAAUUCUGCGGGAAAGCUCUUAUUACCACCACCCCGCAUACCUGGGUGCGUUCAGUGAUACUGGGUUGUGUCGAUCAGGCCGUUAAAAUAGCUGAAGGCCACUAUGCUAGCGUCAGUAACUUUUGUCGUCAGCCUGUUAUCCUUGCUAACGCCUUCAGCCUGGUCGGUUCGUACGCUUGUCCUCAAUGUCGGGGCAGCGGUUGGACGUGACGGGCUUUGUGCAUCCAUAUAUGAUGAUAUCGUUCUGGGAUAUCAGUACGUUUUCAAUAAGCUGGAUCAUCAGCCUACCAUCCUGCUUAACGACGCCAGCGGUCGUCAAAUCUCUUUGCAGUUGAAGCUCUGGCUGGCCUCGCAUGACUGCACUGACUCCGGUGCUGCCUCUGCUUUGCAAUCACUUGUUAACGGCAAGCCGCUGGACCCUAUUGCCGGCGUACCUGGCAACCCUCCUGUUCACGUGCUUUUGGGCGGCAAUGGCAUCAACGCCGUGCAAGAUGCCCUUCAGGCCAACGCCGCGUCUCGCCUGCUGCUGCAAUGCUGUACGGCAGACGACAUAGUGUCAAAACAGAGCCUGCCGUACGUGUUUAGCCUUCUCACUCCUACCAGCAUGUCCUUACCGCCCGUGCUACGAACCAUGGCACUUCGCGGCAUCAAGCGUAUUGCGGUUGUUUACCCAGGUGAACUAGCAUCACAUGCGCAGAUUUGUCUGGGAGCACUCCAGCAGCUUACACAGCUUGGUGGGGUGAGGCCAGGCUUUGGAAGCGUGGUCGUGCUAAACUACACAGCAGCCGAGGCGGAGGCGACGGAAUUCUGGCAAGCCGCAGGAAGUCGCAUCUUUGAGGCCAACGCCGACGCGCUAAUUGUCUGUGACGAACAGCAGCGUGCCUCCGAAUUGACGGCAGCACUGGACACUUUGGGCCAUCACCUUUCCGCCGUCUGGCUAUCCGCCGGUGAUCACAUCCACGACCUCCCGACCGUGCUGAGCAGCAACUCUAAGUACGCCCUAACCACCGUCCAGUGGUUGCCUGAACUGCCGUACUCUGAUCCCCUUUUCGGCACUGCAGCGGACUAUGCAGCUGCAUUCCUCAACGUGACGGGACAGGAAGCGACUCAAACAAGCGCCGCUGCCUCCGCCAGCGGAUAUGUGCUGCUGUCGGCGCUAGAACAAGUCAUAUCAACCUGCGAUCUUGGCCUUAUCUCAGAAGUCAAUCUUUCUGACAGUUUUAUGUGGGACAAGGGCAUGCUAGCCUGCCCAGAUCCCAACAAUGUGGGUGCAGUCAUCAAAACCAAUGGUCAAGCAGCGCUGCGAGACACGCUGAACACCAUGACCCUGGACACCUUCUUUGGACGUGUCGGUUUUGACGCCCACCAUGUUAAUGUACACCACCAGCCGAUUGUAGCACAGGUCGUGAAUGGAAAGCUGGUGGCAGUUUUGCCAUCCGACAUUGCAGAGGUCCCUUUGGUCAUGCCCAUUCCCCGUUCCGGCGGCCACCACAAGAAGACCGCCACCUUCAUUGUCAUCGUGACGCUGUCCUGCUGUCUGAGCCUCGUGGUGGCGUGCCUGGUUGUGGCGCUGCUGCUGCGCCUGCCGAGGCGGAGCUCGGUAGCUGCUGGGACUGAAAUAGAAUAUGAGGGCAUCAAGGUGGACAUCCAGCCGGUGCUCUACAAGGACGGUACCUCAGAGCCGGGUGAAGGUGUCUACAGGGGAUCCCGGGUGACACUUGUGGUAGCCACGGAGCUGCUGCAGCAGCUGGCCACGGCUCAGGAUACGGCAGUUGAAGACAGGGAGGCCAGAACCCGGGUGCCCCCCAUACCACCAGCCGCAAACAGCCCUACCACAAGAGCGACAUGCCUUGACGUGAUGGCUCGCACUACCGAAAACGUGGCGCCUGCUGGACCACUGUCUGCUGCAAUGCAGCAGCAUCACGUGCUGACCAUGCCUGAGACAACGGCGGGUAGUCCAGCAUCCUCAGUUAACCCAGUGCUGGGUUUCUUGAGCAGGCGCAGGAAGAAGGAGAUUUCUGCCGCUUUGUGGCGCGCCAUGCGCCUGCAGCACCCCUACAUCUGUCCUAUCCUAGGCAUCGUGUGGGAGUGGCCAGGGCUGCUUGAAGGGGGCGGGUCAGCGCCGGUCAUUGUACGACAGUGGUAUGAAUUCGGCAGCCUGAAUCGCCUGCUGGAGAACAAGACUGUGCCGCUGUCCCUUGGGACCAAAGCCAAAAUCGUGCAGGGUGUCGUGGAGACCUUGAUGUACCUGCAAGCCCAGGAGCCGCCUGUCAUGCUGGGUUCCAUCCACGCCUCGAACAUCAUUGUGGACAAGGACUUCAACCCGCACCUGUACCUGCGCGUGACCGACCUGGACCCUGAGUGCGCACCUGAGGUGGUCCAACCUCCGCCUGCACGAGCAAGGUCGCGCAGGGCAAGCCUCUUCAUGCCCCAAAGCUCCGGCCCAUCCCAGCAAGGCAGCCGCCAUCUGGCCCACCCGCAAAUCCAACCCCUACAAGGGCUACAACAAGCCAAGCUACAGCCCUCUCAGUCUUCGUUAAUGGACCUGAGCACCCAGAACACAACAGCAACCAUUGGGGCCCUUCCGCUUCAGUCCAGCCUGAUCCACACCAGUAGCGGAAACGUUGCUGCUGUCCCGCUGCAUGCCAUGAUCCGUCGUAGCAGUACUGUUGACUUCAACUCGAAGGAGGCAUCCACGUUCUUGGAGCAGCACCUGCUGCCAAAGGAGCAGCAGUCCAUCAUCACCUUUGGGCUGCUGCUGUGCCGCAUCUUUGCAGUGGCCGCCUUCACAGGCAAGGAUCCCUGGCUCAAACAGCAGGCGAAGUCGGAUUUCCUGUUGACUAGUGAUAUCGACAAACUUGUAACCGCAGCCCAGGGCGAAGUGCCUACAGUGCUGGAGGAGGCGGUUGUCGAGUUGACGCACGUAUGUGGCGCAUUGGGGGAGCUCGCACGGUCUUGCAUAACGUGUGCAGGGCAGCUUGCGUUUAGUGACAUCCUAAGGACGCUUGAGGAGCAGGUUUUCCCCGCGCUCACGGCUACCUCCAGAAAGUCACAGCAGCAGUCCAGCAGUCAGCAGGCUCUACCUUCUGCUGCAUCCAUGAGUGCUUCGGAGCAGUCGAAGCUUGGCAAGCUGCUCACUGCUAUGGCAAGCAUGCGACUGGGUCGGCAGCAGCACUACUCGGUGACAGGUGAGGAGGACUUUGGCAAGCGAAAGCGGUUGGGGAGCUCUGGUGGGCGCACGGCGGCGGGUAAGCAUCCAAGUCCAGCACCGCCGGUGGAGGCCAGGCAGCUGUCGGUACCCCGAUGGAGCAAGCUCGGAAGGACUAACCAUGUCACACGGGAUGACCUCCUCUUCGACAUCUUUCCCCCCAAGGUUGCCAGCGCGCUGCAGGCGGGAGAGGCGGUUCAACCAGAGCGCUACGAAUGUGUCUCCAUCUUCUUCUCAGAUGUGGUUGGCUACACGGACCUGUGCAGCCAGCUGCAGCCCAACGAGGUCAUGGAGCUGAUGCACCGCCUGUACUCGCGGUUCGACGAUAUCAUUCGCGAGCUGGAUCUGUUUAAGGUGGAGACGGUGGGAGACGCCUACCUCGCGGUCGGCAACCUGCGCUACCCGCAGCCCGACACCCACGCGCGCCUCAUCACUCGCUUUGCCUUCGCCGCCGUGGCCGCUGCCAACUCCCUGCCCAUCCACCCGGGCCGCCCCGAGCUGGGCUGCGUGCACAUCCGCGUGGGGCUGCACUGCGGGCCUGUGGUGGGCAGCGUGGUGGGCACCCUCAACCGGCGCUACUGCCUGUUCGGGGACGCGGUCAACACCGCAGCACGCAUGGAACACAACAGCGAGGCCGACCGGGUGCACUGCAGCGCGGCGUUUGCGGGGCUGCUGCAGGAGCAGUGGCCGGAGGGGGCGCUGGUCGACAGUCGGGGUGUCCGGCAGAUCAAGGGCAAGGGGCCCAUGGAAACCUUUUGGGUGGAGGAGAGGCCGCCAGUCAGCGGGGGUGAAAUAGCGGCGGAGGGUGAUGCCGACCCAGAUAUUGCGACGGCUGGAGAGGGCUGCUACACAGCGGCUACUGACCGUUCCGGUGGCAUCAAUGCCCUUUACGAUACCUUUAUGGUGUAAGGCCAGGUGCCAGCCCUCAGGCCCAUGGAAUGAAACCUUCUGAGUUAAGGAGAAGCUGCCGGCCACCAGUGGUGAACGGGAGAAAUUACAGAAUUAAGGAGAGGAUUCGUUACAGCAGAGGGCAGCGCAGUGGCAACCUACCCUGCUGCCGGCUGUAACACCAGCUCCGUGGGGUUGGAAGGUUAGACGCACCGUACAACAACCUUCUGGUUAUGGUGUGGUCCCGCGAGCCAACUAACCGACUUAAUUCACCCAGACUGUGAGAGAUUGACUGCGUUGCAUGUCACAGUGCUGUUGACGUGUAUGGGGCUAGCCAUUGCUCGCUGGAUACCUUUAUUGCCGUACGCAGAUCGCUCGACAAUUCGAUUUGCCUUUGAAAUUGACAGCAUCUCUCCCUUUCAUAGAUGUAGCCUACUCUGUGUACUAUGUACUUGGUUGCCAGUGUCAUACCUGGAUGCCAUGUGACGGCGUUCAGCAGGCUAUAACAGCCACUACCAUGCGGUCUUGCGUACUAUGCCAUGACCAUUAUUACGCAACUCGGAUGACGGUAGCUAGGCGCGCCAGGAAGCGGAGACGAAGUAAGGAAACUGCAAUCUUCAACUGCCUUGUUGCGCUCUUGCUUGUCAUCACACAUCUACUAGACUCAUCAUCAUCACCGGGUUUACAUGCUCAUGCAUGGGCCAGACGGCUGGCAUGUCCUAUGCAUGGUUACAUUCAUCCUUCGCAGGGUAAUUCACAAAGGGUCCAUUUCUUUAUGUCACAGAAAUAUGUGUGCGAUAACGCCUUAUUAUGGAUACUGGGUGCGUGGGAUCCGCACCUGCUAUGCGCUGCAUGUCAGUACUUGCAUAGCUCUUGCAGUACGUUCGGUGGAUAACGCGGGGGACUUCUUUUGCCUGGAUGAACGGCAAUGUGGGUUUAGCAGUCUGGGGCUCCCACUGUUCAUGUGUGUUGUGCCGAUCGGAAGAUUGCGGGAUCACCUGGCAGGUGUCGAACUACCGGCAUCACGUAACUCUCCGGGCAUGCCAGUAAUGCCUGUUUUUAAAAUUGAAAAAUAUUACUCUAUCUGGUUUGAAUCUGCUGGCCACUCCUGGCAUGCAGUUGUGGGCACAGCAGUAGUAGCUAGGGGCUUGGCGCUACAGACUGCAUGUGGGGCAGUUUGUGGCGUUAGUUGCCUCGGGUUGGGGCAGGUAUGAGUAUGGGUGGCUGGGAUGGGCGGACCUGCCUUGUGUGUUGCAAGAUGAGGGUAACAGAGCGAGAGAACAUUAUUCAGCCCCCUGCUGCUGCCUGCAGCGGAAUCAUCGCAUACUGGGUAUCCUAUGCAAGGCAUUACUUUAGUGUCUGGUAUCCGACUUUGAGUGUUGCAUUCUAUCUCCCUUUGCCUUGUGCAUGUAUGUAACAUCCAAUUGACUUAUCGUCAUACACUGCGGAUUUAAGUAUGUACGGCGGAUGACUAAGUGGAUCUUAACAGCGGGUCUUUUGUUCAAGCAAAUUGCAGUUCACGCUGUACACAACUUUAAAGGCAAUUGUUAUAAGACGUCAUGUCCAGGCGGGUGGCGGUUAAACCUCUUAAAGGUGGAAGGUUUUCAGUAUGGCUGGGAUGAAUGGACGUAUUAUUGCUGGAUGACUUUGGAAAGGAAAAUCUUUUAAAUCCUCCGCCGGAGGCACUGUGUGAAACGUUGCUUGAUUGCUGCUUCGGGGGUCUGGAUCGUUGCGCCUUCUUGGGCACUCAUGGGUCACAUACCGUCGACCUGGUUAGAGCAGCAGGGCAUGCAAGUGCUGCCCAGGGCAAGAUCGUAGCUCUGCUCCUGUCUUAUGUAUGUUACAAAACUGUAUGCGGCUAAUGGCCGCCGCGCGCCAACCGUAGGUGUGCAUGUACGUGUGCAACGGUUGACGUCCUUGGUAUUGGAUCUCGGCGCGCGGCGGGUUAAUCGAAAACGGUAAUCUUGCAAAUUACAUGCAAAUAAAAGGCGCUGUUAAGGAUUGCUACGUGCGCAUCCAAUGCGUGCCUAUUCUAGCAGUAGCCUGCGCGCGUGUGUUCCAAGCGGUUUGUGUGGGUAAUUCACACCGCUGCUCGCCCUAGGUGUCGACUUCUUGUAUGGUAUUAUGCCGGUACACACUGCGCCUCUGUCUAGCGCGCAAAUCUUGCAGUCAUAGUACGUUGCCUGUUGCAAGUUACUGUCAGGGUCCAUACUGGCUUUGCUUUGGUCUUUGUAUUGUUUGUGGUCUGGAAAAGCAGUGUGCACGGUAUGCGUCGUUGGGGUAUGCCUUAAACGUCCCAUGGGUCGUUCCUGUUGGCUUUCCUGUUCGGACAGGCGGUUUGCUGUGGGUUUGUUAGCCCAGCGACUCCGAGGGCGUGCCGGGUUGGGGGUCAGCGAGCCGUAUCAAUUAAGCUUAAUAGACGGUAUCCGACGGUAACGGUUGUUCGAAUCCGUUCGGGGGUGCAUGGAAAGCCCUCAUUAAUGGAGCUAUUACUCAUCAGUGGAAGCAGUGUGACUGUACGGUACAUUGCGCUUGUUAUUGGCAUAAGGCGCUGUUGUUUUGGCUUCUCCCUGGGGCCAGGGGGCCUGGAAGCUACCUAGGAGUCAGGGCCCACGUCUAUCUAGCGUCUGUGUGUAAAAUAAACUUGUAUAA
This is a messenger RNA of Astrephomene gubernaculifera, 6829 nucleotides long. NCBI's taxonomy places the organism in Eukaryota, Viridiplantae, Chlorophyta, Chlorophyceae, Chlamydomonadales, Astrephomenaceae. The record is from the annotation of a GenBank genome assembly.